AUGGGUAAGUCAACAGUUACACCAGUUGAAGCAUAUGAACCUGUCACUUGCUGCAGUGUGAAUGAUUUUAUAACGGCAAAGCGUCAAUCUGUUCUGUUCAGUGAACGUUUUAAUGAAAUUGUUACAAAAAAACAAACUUCUCAACAAAGCCUGUCAUGUCUCUGUGAUUCAGACGAAAGCAGUGGUGUAAAUUUUAAGCUGAAAAGGCAAGUAACCCGAGCAAAACUGGUUCAUCGAAGCACAUUGGCUCUUUAUGAUAAGCACUUAAAUGCCUUUUAUGGAUGUAUGGAAUCACAUCUAUUUGACCGUGCCCUCAUAAUAAAUCUUGUUAAAAGAAAUGAGGUGAACGGUUUACCGUACGAAAAUAUCAGAUGUGAUUAUGUACCCUGUAUUGCUUAUAUUUAUCCAGAAAGAAAUAAUCAACAUAUGAAUGAAGGCCACAGUUCACGCAGUGAUUGUCCAGAUUUGUUUAUCCCAGAUUUCACGCGAGCUAAAGUCUUCAGGGAAAGUGAUCGCUGGCCAGGCAACGAAGAAUUUACAUUGACUCUUACAGAUGAAUCAGGAAAGAGGUUAGAUUUUAUUGCAAAUAUUAUUUGA
This is a messenger RNA of Brugia malayi, 597 nucleotides long. RefSeq lists its product as uncharacterized. The coding region runs from base 1 to 597 and encodes 198 amino acids. The transcript has 5 exons. The record is from RefSeq and is a predicted model, not a curated record. NCBI's taxonomy places the organism in Eukaryota, Metazoa, Nematoda, Chromadorea, Rhabditida, Onchocercidae.